AUGUCUCAUAAGAGAGCCUGGCCGUUUGCUACCAAAUCCAUCCGGAGCGUAUCCGAUCUCGAAAACUAUCUCGAGGGGUUAAAUACCAAUGACCCGCUUGCUUUCACUCCCUACUAUGCACCAGAUGCCAUUUUCAAAUGGAGUGGCCAGCCUGACAGAUCAAUCAACGAGUUCUUGGAUUGGGUCCUGGAUGUGCAUAUCGCUGUGACCGAAAAACUCUCUCUUCGGAAGGCCAUCUUUAACGGAGACGGUACAGUCAUCGCGGCUGAAGUCACGAUGCAAUUCCAAGGCAACGGUAAUUUUGAGACGGACAAUUUUGUCGGAAAAUGGGGCCCAGUAUGGCCUGGAAAUGGCCCGUUAGUGAGGGCCUACGUAUGGUAUACCUUGGAUAAGGAUGGACAUAUCAUCGAGGCUAUCGAGGACGCGCAUCUAUUGAAAGCUGCAACACGACCAUCAAGGAUUGGUAAAUCACUUCUGUAA
Molecule: messenger RNA, 480 nt
Organism: Penicillium subrubescens
Lineage: Eukaryota; Fungi; Ascomycota; Eurotiomycetes; Eurotiales; Aspergillaceae
Product: nuclear transport factor 2 family protein
Exons: 2
Coding region: 1-480 (159 amino acids)
Source: RefSeq, a predicted model, not a curated record